CUGCUAUCUAUAGAGGUUAUGUUAUUGUUUUUAUAACUUAUUACUUACUUGAGAAGGUUUUACUUAUUCAAUAUGAGUGAAAUUGCAGUGUUAUUCGAGGGAUAUUCAGUAAUGAGUGGUAAAGAUGAGAUGAUUGCAAACUGUAGUUGUACUUUAGUAAGAGGCGAUCAUAAUAUAAUCGUGGAUACCAUGACUUCUUGGGACUCUGAAAAAAUAAUAAAUGCAUUAAAACAAUUUGACAUUACUCCAGAGGAUAUACAUUAUGUGGUAUCGACUCAUGGCCAUUCUGAUCACAUAGGAAAUAACAAUCUUUUUUUGAAAGCCAAACAUAUUGUUGGAUUCAGUGUUUCACAUAAGGAUAAAUACUAUUCUCAUGCAUUUGACAAAGGGGAAGAAUACACAAUCAAUCAAAGUGUAAAAGUUUUACCAACUCCUGGUCACACAUUGUCAGAUGUCACAGUUGUUGUCCGCUCCAAAGAUGGUGAAACAGUUGCAAUAACUGGAGACCUUUUUGAAAAAUUAGAAGAUAUUGAGAAUCCAAACAUAUGGUUGGAAGCCGGGAGUGAUGAUCCAGUUGUACAGAUCAAACAUAGAGCUAAAGUAGCUGAGAUAGCAGACCAGAUCAUACCAGGCCAUGGGCCCCAAUUCAAGGUGACUGAUAGAAUCAGGGAAUUGUUAAAAAGACAAGUAAAUGAUACUCCAUUAAUUAAUAAGUGAAAACAAUUACAUUGUUACCAAUUCCACAUAUAAGUGGGAGAAAAGUAUAUAAUUCCUACUCAUGUUCUCUGACUAAAUCCAUGGAUUUGAACUGCUUACAUACUUAGUACUGUUUGUGAACAUUGGUUUCAAGGUCUCUUUCCAAAUGAAAACAAAAUGCAUUGAAUUCAAAUUUUAUUACAGUAAAUCAAUUGCAUAGUUGCAAAAAUGAUUCGUGCACAAGCAAAUGAUUGACAAACGUAAGUUUUUUGUAAACACUAUAAACACAUGAAGAAACAAAAGAACCCUGUGGAAACACUCAAUUAGAGCUAACAUCAUGUGUAGUAUACAAAAAGUAUGGUGUUUAUUUAUUUCUGAAAGCUAUUUAUAAAGCUCGCAGAAAAAUGCAAAAGAUAUUAUUAAAACCAUAAAGUAAUUAUUUUCUAACUUUAAGAAUAACUUAAGAAAUAUAUAAUUAUUACCUACAUAUGGUUUCACAAACCUUCAAAUAUUUUGUUAGAACAAUAACAGAAUAUUUUAACAAAAACAAAAACACAUUAGGGGCUUAUCCGACACAGAGCGUUCUUGCAGUCGAUUGCAUGUCGCUCCUUUUUUUCAACAAAGAGAACGCAAAACUUAAGCGCUUGGCCGCGUGACCACUCUCUGCCUGAAAAAUCUCUCAUCUAAUUAAAUUAGGAAACUAUGUCCAUUCCAUGGACAUCUUGUUAUAUAAUUUGGAAUUUUCAAUUAUAAUUGAAAAUAACGUUCUCUUUCUUUGUGAUCAAACCAUAAGUGGAAAGACCUGACAAAUAUCUAUCUUCAAAUCUAAAGAAGAGGGACUAGAUCUAAAUAAGGUAUACCAAAUGUAAAAAAUGUAAUGUACUACAUUUGUAAUAAAUGUAUUAACACAUGGGAAACAAAUAUUUGUUUCAACAAGUAUAUAUUAUAAACAUGUAUCAGUGAAUGACAAAUAAAUGUAUUAAACUACAU
Plodia interpunctella (Indianmeal moth) is the source of this 1686-nucleotide messenger RNA. RefSeq lists its product as uncharacterized. The transcript is spliced from 4 exons. The coding region runs from base 73 to 717 and encodes 214 amino acids. The record is from RefSeq and is a predicted model, not a curated record. Lineage: Eukaryota; Metazoa; Arthropoda; Insecta; Lepidoptera; Pyralidae.